Dermacentor silvarum is the source of this 2348-nucleotide messenger RNA. It is a transcript of the gene Miro, whose product is annotated as mitochondrial Rho GTPase 1-A. The coding region runs from base 417 to 2348 and encodes 643 amino acids. Gene Ontology annotation, molecular function: GTPase activity; protein kinase binding; calcium ion binding. The record is from RefSeq and is a predicted model, not a curated record. Gene Ontology annotation, cellular component: cell projection; cytoplasmic vesicle; cell cortex. Gene Ontology annotation, biological process: mitochondrion organization; actin filament organization; regulation of actin cytoskeleton organization. The transcript is spliced from 18 exons. NCBI's taxonomy places the organism in Eukaryota, Metazoa, Arthropoda, Arachnida, Ixodida, Ixodidae.
UUUGCUUAUUUCAGGAGCGAACGCUAGCGAACCAUAGUACUACCUGCCGUAAAGUCUGUGCCUCGUUCGCACGCUAUCGUCGGUGGACUCUGACCUUGUGCUACAAAAGGGGCAAAACAGCAAAGCAGCCGGCUUUAAAUUACAACACUCGUGGCCGAGAUGUGAACCCUUCGAGCUGCUGAGCUGCGCUGGGCCGUCCGAAAAGCCGAAUCCGACGCUGCUGCUGACCUCUCGACUUGAGCCAAGCCGUGUGCGUGUGUCCAGCAGCAGCAAUGAGCGGCGUGCUGUUGGAGCACUCGGACUUGCGGUGCUGUCGGCAGUGGUUCAUUCUUUCGGCCUAGUGAGUGUAAAUGUGUCGCGGAUUAGUGUGCUGGGAUUAUCGGCCCUGCGGCGGAUGAUCUGCUCCGCCAGCCGACAUGGUCCGUGCUAACGGCAAGAGGGAUGUCCGAAUCCUCCUCGUCGGUGAAGCCGGCGUGGGGAAGACGUCCCUCAUCCUGUCACUGGUUAGCGAGCAGUUCCCCGAGGAUGUCCCGCCAAGAGCCGAGGAGAUCACCAUCCCUGCCGACGUGACGCCGGAGAAAGUGCCGACUCGUAUCGUCGACUUCUCGACACAAGAACAGAGCCAGGAGAACCUAGCUGAGGAAAUUGGCAAGGCUAACGUGGUUUGCGUCGUGUAUGCCGUAGAUGACGACGACACUAUCGACAAGAUCACCGACUACUGGUUGCCCCUGAUUCGGGAACAACUCGGCGACGACCACGGCACGCCCGUGGUUCUGGUGGGAAACAAGGCGGACCUAGUCGAGUACAGCUCCCUAGAGAUGGUGGUGCCAAUCAUGAGCCAGUACCAAGAGGUGGAGACGUGUGUUGAGUGUUCAGCCAAGACAUUCAAGAACAUCUCGGAGCUGUUCUACUACGCGCAGAAGGCGGUUCUUCACCCCACGGGUCCACUCUACGUGCCUCAAGAAAGGGAUCUGACAGAACGGUGCAAGGCAGCGCUAACAAGAAUUUUUCACAUCUGUGACACUGAUAAUGACGGCGUGCUAAGCGACCGGGAAUUGAACGUUUUUCAGCGAAAAUGCUUCAAUACACCCUUGGAAGCCAAGGCCCUCCAUGACCUGAAGGCCAUUGUGGCCAAGAACCUGGAGGGUGGUGUGGAGAACAACGGGCUCACUCUAUCAGGGUUCCUGUUCUUGCACCAAGUGUUCAUUCAGAGAGGUCGCCACGAAACCACGUGGACGGUGCUACGUCGGUUCGGCUAUGACGACCACCUCGUCCUACCCCGUGAAUAUCUCUGCCCACCGAUUCGAGUGCCUCCUGGCAGCAGCACGGAACUAAGUGCCAAGGGUCUUGCAUUUGUCACGUCUCUUUUUGAAAAACAUGACAAGACUGGCUGCCUCUGCCCGUCCGAGCUGGCAAACCUCUUUGCAGUCUGUCCGACGCAACCAUGGGGCACGGACCUUGUAGGCACCGUAGCCACCAAUGAUGCCGGCUGGCUGACGCUACGUGGAUACCUGGCCCACUGGGCGUUGACUACGGCGUUAGAUGUCCACAAGACACUAGAGUGCCUGGCGUACCUUGGCUACAUUGGAGUUGGUGAAGAGAACCAACUCUCUGCCGUCCAAGUGACGUGCGAAAAGCAGCUGGAGUCUCAGCAGCGGCAGAGCACGAGGCAGGUGCUUCACUGCCGGGUGCUGGGGCCACAGGGCGCAGGGAAGACGUGUUUCCUGCGGGGCCUGCUUGGCUGCAGUCUGGAGCAGAGUCCGCCUCCGGGACACCCCGGUCCCAAGUACGCCGUGGACCAGAUUGUCGUGUACGGCCAGGAGAAGUACCUCCUGCUCCACGAGGUGGACCUGUUUGGGCAGCACGACACGGCCGUGGCCCCGGAGCUGAGCUGCGACGCUGUGUGCCUUCUGUUCGAUGCCAGCAACCCGCGUUCAUUUGAGCACGUCGCCAGGGCCUACCUUAAACACUUGUCCGGAAGCUCUGUGCCAGUCUUAGUAGUGGCGUCCAAGAGUGACAGGCCGGCCGUGCGGCAGGACUACCCGGUGCAGCCCGCAGAGUUCUGCCGGAGGCACGACCUACCUGCCCCCCAGACAUUCUCAUGCCUGGUCACGCCACCUAGGGACGUCUAUGUCAAGCUUGCCACCAUGGCUGCCUACCCGAGCCUACGACGGUUGGUUCACGUGCUGCUAGUGCGGCCCAUGGCACCUUGGCUAUCGCGAUACACAAGCCGGCUUGCGUCAGCUGAGCCUUCGGCUUGGGUGGGCGCUGGUGUUGGAGCUGCGGCGGCAGCCGUUAUCGGAGUUCUUUUGAUUCGUCUGCUACGGGCGUCAACAAGAGACAGGUGA